This is a messenger RNA of Choloepus didactylus (southern two-toed sloth), 2416 nucleotides long. It is a transcript of the gene DYNC2LI1, whose product is annotated as dynein cytoplasmic 2 light intermediate chain 1. Gene Ontology annotation, cellular component: cytoplasmic dynein complex; axoneme; ciliary basal body. Gene Ontology annotation, biological process: intraciliary transport involved in cilium assembly; intraciliary retrograde transport. The transcript is spliced from 13 exons. Gene Ontology annotation, molecular function: dynein heavy chain binding. Lineage: Eukaryota; Metazoa; Chordata; Mammalia; Pilosa; Megalonychidae. The coding region runs from base 114 to 1169 and encodes 351 amino acids. The record is from RefSeq and is a predicted model, not a curated record.
UCCCAUGGCAACACGGAAGCCCGCGCUCCCGGGCCCGCCACAGAGGUUGCAGCCUACCGCGAUGUAGGGUGGACCCUUCGCGGAGCCUGCGGCCCUGGAGUGAUCGAAUCACUAUGCCCAGUGAAACUCUCUGGGAAAUUGCAAGAGCUGAAGUGGGAAAAAAGGGAAGUAAUGGAAGUGAAGGUGAUGGCAUUGAAAUUGGAGAAAAAUCUGUUUUCUUCAUUGGCAGUAAAAAUGGGGGAAAGACUACUAUUAUUCUAAGGUGUCUUGACAGGGAUGAACCACCAAAACCAACUUUGGCAUUGGAAUAUACUUAUGGAAGAAGAGCAAAAGGGCAUAACACACCAAAAGAUAUCGCUCACUUUUGGGAACUGGGUGGAGGAACCUCUUUACUGGACUUAAUCAGCGUACCAAUCACCAGUGACACUUUACAGACAUUUUCUAUUGUUCUUGUUUUGGAUCUUUCAAAACCUAAUGACCUUUGGCCCACCAUGGAAAACCUGUUGCAAGUCACAAAAAGUCAUGUCGAUAAAGUAAUAAUGAAACUGGGGAAGACAAACUCUAAAGCAGCUUCUGAAAUGAGACAGAAGAUGUGGAGUAAUAUGCAGAAGGACCAUCCAGAUCGUGAAUUAAUUGACCCAUUUCCAAUACCUCUGGUCAUAAUUGGAAGUAAAUACGAUAUUUUUCAGGAUUUUGACUCUGAGAAGAGAAAGAUAAUAUGCAAGACACUUCGAUUUGUUGCACAUUACUAUGGAGCAUCAUUGAUGUUUACCAGUAAAUCAGAAGCUCUAUUACUAAAAAUACGUGGAAUUAUCAACCAGUUGGCUUUUGGCAUUGACAAAAGCAAAUCGAUAUGUGUGGAUCAGAAUAAACCACUGUUUAUCACAGCAGGAUUGGAUUCUUUAAGUCAAAUAGGAUCUCCUCCAGUUCCUGAUAAUGACAUUGGAAAGUUUCAUGCUCAUUCACCGAUGGAGCUGUGGAAAAAAGUGUAUGAAAAGCUCUUUCCACCAAAGAGUAUCAACACGUUAAAAGAUGCCAGGGACCCUGCACGAGACCCUCAAUAUGCUGAAAGUGAAGUUGAUGAAAUGAGAAUUCAGAAGGAUCAGGAACUUGAACAGUACAAAAGAAGUUCUUCCAAGUCCUGGAAACAAAUUGAGUUUGAUUCUUAAACAUAAUUCAACAUUGUGUAUUUACUUCUUCUUUCCCAUAUAUACAAGUAAGAUUGUUUUUUCAAAUAACUAUUGUGGUAAUAUGUGAAGAAAGUUAAGAUUUGUCAUUUGUUAAAAGAAAAGCUGAACUGCCUAGAUAAUUUGAAGUCUUUUAAAAGGAGAAAAACUGUGUAACCACCUAUAAUAUUUUUUUAAAAUAAGAAUCUUCUAACUACCUCUAACAUGCUUAAAUAGUAUAUACUCAGUUCAGCAUUUCUAAGUUUCUGCUUAUUGUUUUUUAGGAAUAUGAGAGCAAGAAUGUUUGGUAGGAGUUCUAAAUACAAGGUUAAACGUUCACAGUAAACGCAUCCUUCUAGAAGGGGUUCUCAGCUGUAGCUGUUAGGAAAGCGUAAAUGGGUUCACUUUCACAGGUGCAAUAGUUUUGUUCUAACACGGAGGCACAGGAAGCACUUAAAGUAUUUAUUUAAUAUGUGCAUUACUCAGUCCCCACACCCAGAGAUUUGGAAUCAGUGGAUCUGGAAUGAAGCUCAGUAACCUGCAUCUUCAGUCAGCACAGAAUGCAUUGGUACCACUUUUUGAACAACAUGCAAAAUUAAGGAGACUUCUUAUCUAUAACCAAGCCAAAGCUUUGUGAGUUGGUGAUAAGCAGAAUCAAUUUCCAAGUGGGAUAACCUUUAGGAAGCCUUCCAGUCCUAUAGAUUUGUGUAUCUGCUAGCCAGCUCAGUACUGUGUGUCAUUUCUGCCAUUAACCAGGAAAGUCAUUUAUUCUGUGUACUUCCAUUUCCACAUAUUAAAUAUGUUACAGAGUGCAUUGGUUUUAAUUUGACCAAGCGAUGAUUUAGUGUAAAUUAGCUAAAAAUAUGCCCUGUUUACUGUUGUAAAUUUUGUAGGUUAUGAUAUUAUAUAUGCCUGAAAACUUCUAUGUUGGGGUCAAGACUAUCAUUUUAUCAUUUACUCUAGAUAGUCAGUGUUGCAUCAAGAUUUUGUAUCAUGUUACAUGUUAGUGAAUCAAUGUAAUAAUGAAAUGUAUCCUAAUAGGAAUAUUUUGUAAUUGUUUGUAAAAUGUUCAUAUUAAUAUGAAAAGUGUACUAUAACAAGUCUAUUUAUGGUCCGUCUUUGAUAAUUAUAUUCUUGCUUGACAGCCUGCUGAUUAAUAAUAGUCAUAUCUCUCAAAAUAAAUGUUUUGUUUUUUCCAGAAAUUUAGCCUUAAUAUGAAAAAUAUAGCCAAGAGUAAAACAGUACUGUUG